GUGUAAAAAAAUGGCUCCUACCGAAGAGUUCAAACCUGUAACCCAUUUCUUAAGACCACAAUAUGUGUACUUGUCUUUGGCAAGUUUAUUGUUUAUCCACGUGUUGCCACUAAUUACAGAGGUUCCAGCGGGUGUUUAAUUAGUCGUUCAAUCUUUGGCUUGUCUCUAUAUAGGAGCUAUGGCAACAUCCAAAAUAAAAUAUAACAAAGAAAACAACAAGUUGGAGAAGGAGGAGAAAUAAUAAGAAGAUAAAAUGACAUAAAAGGAUGCUCUACAAUUUCCACUCUAUUUAUCUGCCUAUUUAUUUGGACUCUAUCUAUUGUUGAAAUAUUUAGAUGAAGCAUUUCUCAAGACUGGCAUAACUUUGUUUUUCUCAGCAGUAGGAGUCUUAUGUUUGAUGGGAAUCAUAGAAGAUGCAAUCGAAAGAUUAUUCCCAAUUGAUUACUCUACUAAAAUAGUAGUAGAAAAGAAAUUCAAUUUAAAUUUGAUAUUUACAAGCAAGGAAAUUGAUAUCCAAUUAACUAAGUUGAAUUUCAUAUCAUUCCUUGUUUCAAUGCUUCCCUUGGGUGUGUAUUUAGGAUCUAAAAAUUGGAUUUGCAACAAUCUAUUUGGCAUUGCCUUCACAGUUUCAGGAGUUGCAAAUUUUACAGUGAUUCCAAAUUUCAAGAUUGUUUACCUGAUGCUUUGGGGACUCUUUUUCUAUGAUAUUUUCUGGGUUUAUGGAACUGAUGUGAUGGUUACAGUUGCAAAGUCCAUUGAUGCUCCUAUCAAAUUAUAAUUCCCAUUUACUGCUUUGAAUGAUGAAGGAAAUCCAUUUACAAAAUACAGUAUUUUAGGUUUGGGUGAUAUUGUUGUGCCUGGAAUCUUUGUUGGCAUGUGUCUUAAAUAUGAUGUGGAUAGAUAGAUUGAAAAAGUAAAGAAGAUUUCUGAAAUCAAAAUCACUUAUUUCUUGUGGUGUUUUGUAGGUUAUGCUAUAGGAAUUGUGACUACUUUGGCUGUUAUGAUUUUAUCAGGCCAUCCUUAACCAGCAUUGUUGUUUUUAGUUCCAGGAUGCACCUUGAGUGUUCUAAUCAAGGCUUAUCUAGACAAAUCUCUUCUUCAAUUUUGGGCUUACGAAGCAGACCCAGAGAAGCCAGAUGACAAAGCAUCUAAUGCAGAUCCAAUUAAAAAUAAAUGACAUAUUGUUUUUAAUAAAUAAAAUUAUUUAA
Messenger RNA from Paramecium tetraurelia, 1208 nucleotides. RefSeq lists its product as uncharacterized. Gene Ontology annotation, cellular component: membrane; lumenal side of endoplasmic reticulum membrane; cytoplasmic side of endoplasmic reticulum membrane. Gene Ontology annotation, molecular function: aspartic endopeptidase activity, intramembrane cleaving. The record is from RefSeq and is a predicted model, not a curated record. Gene Ontology annotation, biological process: membrane protein proteolysis. The transcript is spliced from 4 exons. Lineage: Eukaryota; Ciliophora; Oligohymenophorea; Peniculida; Parameciidae.